This is a messenger RNA of Cadophora gregata, 3479 nucleotides long. RefSeq lists its product as uncharacterized. Gene Ontology annotation, molecular function: ATP hydrolysis activity; ATP binding. The record is from RefSeq and is a predicted model, not a curated record. Lineage: Eukaryota; Fungi; Ascomycota; Leotiomycetes; Helotiales; Ploettnerulaceae. The transcript is spliced from 8 exons. The coding region runs from base 317 to 3370 and encodes 1017 amino acids.
CCGGGGAUCAAAAGCCACAGAAGCGGGCUGUGGGCUAAUUGACAUGGCCAUCUAUGCCGUGCAACUUAAUUAUUGGCCACGAUGCCCUGGAGAUCAGUGUACCUCCCCUUCAGCCGUACAUCACGAGCCAAAAACAGCGACACUGCCCCCAGGCGGACUACACUUCUUUUCUCCAUAAGCUAAUGGAGGCUAACCCAGCCAGCUACUAGCAAUUUCCAGUGAGCCUCAGUCUUCUUUGGAGAUGCGAGUACAAAAUUAAUCAUCCUGCCACGAGCUUAAAAAGAAUGGCCUUCAAUCAUUGUUGAUUCUCCCAGGGAUGGACACGAGCCCGUUACGUGAUCCUCAACUGUUGCCCUCCCUCAUGCUCCAGAUCCCGCCCCUGAAAUCAUCAGACAACCAAUUUGUCGACCUACUUGCGCCUGGAACUCUCUUUGGCGACUCCAACAGCUCCAGCGGCUCCAGCGAUUCCGACGAAUCUUUCGAAUCCGGCUUCCUUUAUUCAUAUAAAGGCUUCAAAGUCUCGGCAGUCUGGGGUAGUGCGCCCAGUUCUCCCCAAGCAUUUGAAAAAUUUCGCCACGAGAGGAUUGCCUCUCUGUACGAACAAGGCCAGCAGCCGACUCCUGAACAACUUUUUGACCCGGAGGCGGCGUGGGCAGUUACACGAGAGUCGUACCCUCCAUACCGGCCGGGGCGGACGACCAUAGAUGUUGAGUCAUCCUUCAGUCGAGAGUGGGAAACAGAUUCAGACUCUGCGAGCGACGAAGAUUCUGGGAGUGGUCGUUUGCUCAUAUCUCUCAAUAAUCUAUACUCCAGAAGUCGACUCGUACUACAGUGGCAAUUCCUCAACCACCUGACCAUAUCGAAAGACGAAACGCAGGGAAGCAAAUUUUCUCAGGAACUGCUGUGUGCUGUUGAUGAACGUUUGAAAGGUUAUUCGACGCCACUUGCUGCUCUUUCACUUACCAGCAGAUCGAGGGCUCGGGGAGACCAAAGCCCGGGAAGUUCUCCAGUACCUCGGUCAGAACUAGACGAGGGAGACGUUGAAGUCGUCAAAGUGACAGACUCAGAGUCGGAAGACAGGACAGAGUCUCCAGCGUCCACUCAUCAGACAUACUACGAAAGGUUGACGCAACGUGCGAGUCCUCCAACAAUCAAAUUUCCAGCCCAUACAAUGGCCACACCAACGACGUCUUAUGAUUCCAACCUCAACCAAGCAAACAUGUCUGACGAGCUUGACGAGACCGUUUUGGCCAACUGCUCAUUCGGAAGUCUGAUCGAUCGUAUCAAAUUGCUGGACUCGGAAAACAGAGCAUUGAAAGUGAAGAAUGCGGUGGCGGAGUCAACUGCGACGACCCUGCCUCAGCAGAAGCCUGCUAUGUGGGUGACAUUGUACAAUGUGUUUGGUUCCACGUGUAUUGGCGAGCCGGAUUGGAUCAAGGAUGAGCGAGGAAUUCCUGCUCUGAAGAAAAACCUUCCCUUGAAGGAUAAAGAACGGUAUCUCGACAGGCACCCUGAUAUAUGCUUUGUUCUCGUCAAAGAUUACUUAGGAGCCAAAAGUUCUUCACAAAAGAAAUCAACGACUGACGAAGAAGAGAUAAGUGGGCCACCUGAACCUACCAAACAGUGGAUAGAGAUCGAAACGGUAGAGAUGGUGGAAGCUCUAAUGGAAUUCAAGGACAAGGCCGGAGAUCUGUCCAAGCAAAUUCCCAAUUUUGAGCUGCACCAACCCAUAUAUGAACCUGAUUUGUUCUUUUAUCAUUGCUUGCUGGCAUUUGAUAGAAUUAUGGAGGAGCUAUCGCCGUCGCACCAAGCGUUGAUGAAACUCUUCCGAGAAUGCAUCGAGCAAAAUCACGGCGAAGAAUAUCGACGAGCAGGAGAGGAGUUUGAGAAAGGGACGGUUUCACGAAAGACCAUGAAGUACCUGGUGAGCCGUGAGGACGUGCUAGUCGGGCAGCGAGACCACCAAGCCGUGGCGUAUAUGGUGAGAGCACCCGGGGAAGUUCUCGACUCAAGCAGCAAAACCAGAGGCACGAAGCAAAGUUCUUCUGCUCCGCUAUCGUCAGAGGGAGAGAAAGAAACCGUAUCGUGGAACUUCAAAUGCUGGUCAUGGGACUUCGAUGGCAACUUCGAAAAAAGGAAGAGUUUACAGACUAUCAACCUGGUGAUUGCUGAGGAUGACGAGAAAGUUGAUAUUUCAAGUUUGAACCUCUAUCCGCUGAAGUAUGCAAGCGAAGAAACGAAAGAACUAUUGAAGCGACGAGGCAGCACCUUCUGGAAAUGCCGUGAUAAGCUCCUCGUCUCGUAUCAGGCAAGAAGCGAGGGACGUUUGCCGUUGACGGUGGAACGAUUCAUGAUUGACAUCUCAACGUACAAGACUUUGCACAAAGAUACUUCCUCGUAUACUAUGCCCUGCCGGGAUGACAUGGGUACUGAAGUAAUGGCACAACAAGAGCCUCCUGACGACAAUACACGUCUGCUGUUUCCUUCAAAAAUAAAGGGUUACCACAUGCGCCUCAAAAAAUGGAUGGAUCUUGAAGUUGAUCAAAUAUCAGAUGUUGUGUGGAACCCUCAAGCGUUCGAGAGCCUUGUCACGGAUGAGGAAUCCAAAGAGCUCAUCCAGGCUUUGGUCACCAAUCAACUAGAAGCCGAGAAAUCCACAGAUCUCAUUUCAGGCAAAGGCAACGGCUUGAUAAUUUUGCUUCAUGGGGGACCUGGCACUGGCAAGACCUUCACUGCAGAAACUGUAGCAGAGAUUGCUACAAAGCCGUUGUACCGUGUCACUUGUGGUGAUAUAGGCACGGAGCCGGUGGGCGUCGAGAAGUACCUGGAGUCUGUUCUUCACCUAGGAAAGAUAUGGGAUUGCGUUGUGCUCCUGGAUGAAGCGGACGUCUUCUUGGAGGAACGGAAUAUGGGAGACCUGCAGAGAAAUGCUCUAGUCUCUGUAUUUCUUCGUGUUCUCGAAUACUACGAUGGUAUUCUCAUUCUAACAUCCAACCGCGUGGGAACUUUCGACGAGGCUUUCAUGUCCCGCAUUCAACUUUCGCUUCACUACGAGAGUUUGAACUUCGAGCAGCGUCAACAAAUCUGGCGAAACUUUUUGCAGCGACUAAAGACGAUGCAUGAGCCGAACAUCGAUCACCAAAGCAUUGACAACCGCAUCAAUGAUCUCGCCCGGGAAGAGUUGAAUGGUCGUCAGAUUCGUAACGUCAUAACUACCGGGCGGCAACUGGCCCAGUACAGGGGUAAGGAGUUCGGAUAUGAACACUUGAGACAUGUUAUUAAGAUAGCAACCAAGUUUGAUAAUUAUCUCAAGGGAAUGAGCAAAGGAAUGACGGGUGAUCAGGUUGCCAAGGAUAGUGGAAUUAGAUAGAUUAUGGUCAUUGUCGCAGACCAAGGGAAAAUAUUGGCUCGAGAUAUAUUUUUCGUCCUUGUUAUGACAGGAAAUGGGGCUUGAGAAGGCUAAUCUUCAAUUUAUACGC